Molecule: messenger RNA, 1269 nt
Organism: Trichoderma gamsii
Lineage: Eukaryota; Fungi; Ascomycota; Sordariomycetes; Hypocreales; Hypocreaceae
Exons: 3
Coding region: 1-1269 (422 amino acids)
Biological process (GO): DNA damage response
Cellular component (GO): nucleus; cytoplasm
Molecular function (GO): phosphatase activity
Source: RefSeq, a predicted model, not a curated record
AUGGCCCAGGAAACGGCCAAGUCUCGCUGGCCUACGCUUGUGCAGGGCAUGAUCGAUGAUGUCUGUAUUACCGGCGCAGAACUACGUCCAUCCCUCGCGUUGGAAGAAAUCAAGUCGAUACAGAAAAGGCUCCAAAGACUCAGAGAGGAGAUUAUCAGUGACGAUAAGCUACGUCACCUCGAAGAUGACGGUUCGGCAGAUAUUGCGGACUACAAUCGGCUGCUCCUUAAUUUGGGCAAGCUGACCUGGCUCAACUGUCCAUGGUUGUAUGGUGAAUGCUACCUGUAUAGGCGGGUGCAGCUGUUGUUUUCCACAUCCUCUUCCUGGAAAGAGUACGAUGUGUUUAAGCGCCAAAAGGAUUCUACCCUUGUCAAGUCGCAGAAGGCCGUCCAGGAGCUUGCGAGCAGGUUCACUCAAGUCAUUGCAAAUCCGGCACUGCCAGUCAAAAGCUUGGACCACGAGCUGGGGAGACAUGUCUUUGUUGAAUUGACCGAGUUGGCUUUAUGGGGAAACGCAACAGACUUGUCUCUUCUGACCAACCUCAGUCUAGAGGAAAUUCAGGCGUUACAAGGAAGGGCAGCGAUUGAGAAGAGCCAGCGGAACAUUAUCGACAAUGAUAUACUUGAUGUGUGGAAUUAUCUGCGAAAGACGCAGUUGACUAAAGCGAAGCGAAAUAUCGACAUCGUUCUGGACAAUGCUGGGUUUGAGCUAUUCGCAGACAUUCUUUACACGGCAUACCUCCUCGAAUCAGGACUUGGAACGAGCAUCACUCUCCACGCGAAAUGUUUUCCCUGGUUUGUCAGUGAUGCAUUACCCAACGAUAUAGACUUCCUUCUUGAAUAUUUGCAGUCUAUAGGCUUAAGUCCUUUGGCCACUCAGAUCAAGGGAUAUCUUGAGCUCGGCUUGAUACGUGUUGAGGUUAAUCCGUUUUGGACAACGCCUUAUUCAUUUCAUGAGAUGAUCGCUGAAGCACCUGAGCUAUUUCAACGUUUGCAAGACAGUUAUUUGACUAUAUGGAAAGGAGACUUGAACUAUCGAAAGUUGACCAGAGACGGUCUCUGGCCACAUACAACGGCUUUCAAGUCUUCGCUUGGUCCUCUUGGUCAAGGAAGUGGCGUCAAGAUUCUCGCCUUGAGAACAAACAAGUCCGAUACUUGUGUUGGGAUUGAGAGUGAGGAAAAGGUCAAGAUUCUUAACCGGGAGGCACCGGGGAUGGCAUGGGUCAGGAAUGGAAAAUAUGCCGUGAUAUCAUUCAGCGACGGUAGUUGA